This is a messenger RNA of Rhincodon typus (whale shark), 8943 nucleotides long. RefSeq lists its product as uncharacterized. The transcript has 23 exons. The record is from RefSeq and is a predicted model, not a curated record. NCBI's taxonomy places the organism in Eukaryota, Metazoa, Chordata, Chondrichthyes, Orectolobiformes, Rhincodontidae. Bases 1 to 8517 code for a protein of 2838 amino acids.
AUGAGCGCGUUUAAACUAUCCAGUAUCUGGCAGGAGGACGUCGCAAAAAACUUGUCUAAACUAUUUUCUUCGAACAAGCCUGUUGAGGGUAACCCAACGAAACCUACCUCCGAAGCAGUAAGUCUUAAGGAUGAGGAAACUGCGGUCAGCCCAAAAGCUGGAAAGAUAAAUGAACAGACAUCCUCUGGGUCUGCAAAUAAAUUGUUUACAGACUUGGCAAAGGUUUUUCAGGGUUCUGUGGACAAAGAGAAGUCUUCAGCGCAAGAGGAACCAACAGCUAGUGAAGCCAUUGGAUUAUUUCCAACCAGUGGUUUGAACAAACCUGAGGAAGGUCUUCGACAGAAAUUGGGAAGUUUUUUUAGUCGAACAUCAAAAUCUAAACCAGAACAAUCAUUAACUCCACCCCAAACUAAGAGUGUCAGCAGCCCAGAUUUUAACACUGACUAUCAGAAUGGAGCUCCAACUCCAAAUCAGAAUGAUGCUGCAGAAAAGGAGCCUCUUAGUAAGCAUAUCACAGCAGUCUUUGGCAGCAGUGCUGGAGAGAUUGGCGAGAGAACAUUGAAGAUAACCUGUCUUGAGACUCCUUCCAAAGAGCAGAUACUUGAACAAUCAGAGUUAGUUGAGCAGAAUAACUCUGAGGUUGCAAAUCAUGAAGAAAUCGAAAUUAACUCCAGCAUUUCAGCACAAUACAAGGGAAGUGAAAGAUCAGAAGAAAAACAUAAUGGUUCUGCUCAUACCUCAGAUCCUACAGCCCCUCAGAAAUUAAGACAGUUCAGCAGCUGUAUUCCAUUACAGAAGGUCAGCAAUUCAUCUGCUUAUCAGAGAAGCCUAACCAAACCACAGGCAGGAGUUGAUGAAUGCAAAGAAAUUAAUAGUCACGUUUUCGAAGAUAGAGUCAGUGGAAGACAUAAUUUUGAGAAUGAGCACAACAUGUCCGUUCCUCCGACCAUCACCUAUUCAACUUACUGUGGGGCGAGAAGGAUCAGAAGAAGGAGAUCACAGAGGAAACCAUUCCAACCACUAAAUCCCACAAUCUCUGAAGUAGAUGAAAGGAAUGUGACUUCACUGGUUGAUCAAAAGGAAGAAGAUACUAAGCAUUGUGUCCUUUUACUGGCUCCGGAAAUGACCGGGAUACAAACACCAUUAGAAGAAAAUAUACCCUUAAUCAUGGCAAAUGAAUCAACGUCAAUGAAUCAAUCAAGUCAUGGCAAAGGAAAUGAUGAAUCACAUCCCAGAACUGGCAGAGAGAAAUGUCCAUCAAACAGACCAGAGUUGGCCAAAGAUGAAAAAUCAGAAAACGAAAUACCAGUGCAGCAAAGUUCUUUUAGUGACGUCAACAGGGACAUAGAAUUAACUGAAGCACAUCAAGAAAUAACUAAAAUAAUAACUGACUACAGCACAGUGACAAUAGGUACAAUAGAUAGCAUCCAGAAACAAACAGUACAAUCCAGUACAUCUGUAUCAAACACAACCAGUAUACAAAAGAUGACUGGUGUCAAUCCUGAUGACAUAUCUGUGCCCAGUUUAACUGUGGCACCUGAAGACUUAUAUUCAAAAGGAAGUGGUAUGCCCAAGCUGGACACAAAAUAUCUAGUUCAGAAGGAUAAUCCAAUAAUAGAUCACAAUGAUCUGAGUCACAAAAAUGAAGACUUUGUUGACAUGGCAACAGCUACUCAAACUGAUAGUUUGCCCAAAACAACUGUUAUUGUGAAUCCGCAGCAAAAGACACACAUUCCAUCCAUUUCAAAGAGAAUUGAUACAAAAAAGAUUGAAUCUGAUGUACCAUGGGCACACGGUUUUACUGUAGAUGCAGUUGGAGCAUCAACAAUUCAAAAUUUCAAACCUGUCAAUUCAAAUACUCUUCCUUCCUUGGAAAAUCAACAAGCUGAUAAUACAGAUACACAAGGGAAAGGAAUUGCAUCUCAAUCAGCAGAAGAUAAGACACUGGGUCUUCCUGAAUCCAUUGUGUUUAACCAAAAUGAUAUAGAAGAACAGAAAAUAGGACCUGUGAGUAAAGGUGAAAAUCAAGGCCUAUCAGUGGACAUUUCAGACAAUGUUACAGCUGAACCAAAAAUACUUGUCUCUUUAACAGACCCAGUGAAAACAAUCCACCUGAGCAACAAUGUAGAUACACAGAAAGUAAUACUUAAUAAUAAAUAUGACGUUCAGUUGGAAAUCGCUAGUGGGGCUCAAACAGUCGAGCACACAACUGUAUCAGAAACUGUCACAGUGUUUGGUGAUGAAAAAAGCAUGCCUGAUGUCUGUACUAAUGACAUGCCUAAAGAGCAUAAAGGUAAGGAUAACAUUAUAGGGUUAUCCACUGGGAGUCUCACAAUAGAAACUGGAUAUGAAAUCGAGAAACCACCAAAGAAGUAUAAUCAAACUAUGCAAAGAAGCGCAGCACCUGAUCUAACACAUGUACAUGAGGAGACAGCUUCAGAGGUACCAAAUCAGCAAAUUAAUCAGAAUUCAUCCACGUUGACAACUAUUGAAAUGAUGAAUGAAGCAUGGAAUGAAGAUACAGCUACAAGUGCUAAUGAAUCAACAGCUAUAAAUGAGAAUGAUGAGGUUUCCAAGAUGCCAGGUAUUACUGACUUCAAAAGUGCUACAGACACAGAUCUAAGUACAAUACAAUCAAAUGGGGUUAGCAGUUCUGAAUCCACAACAGCCACUGAACACCAAGAGUUUGCAGAUUCCAGCUAUCUACAGACUGAGAAAUCAUUGUACAUUCAAAAACCAGAUCAAUUGUUCAAAACUUCUUCUGUAAAUGAGCUUGAUCACACUUCAGAAUUUUUACAGGGUACUCAAGUCCCUUUGCUUGAGCCAAAGGUUCCUAGCACAACCAAGCCUUCUUUAUUGAGUGAAAGUAUAUUCUACAGAUUCUAUCAAGAAUCUACACAGUUAUUAAUAGAUUCAGACAUUAAUACCAAUUCAACAGCAAAUAAUGAAACUGUAACUAUUCCAGUUGUUAAAGAAAAUCAGUUGGUUGAAGAAAUCCAGGGCAACAGAGAAGCAUCUGAUUUUGUAGCAAUGCAGCAAGAUGCCAAUGAAUCAUCGAGAGAACCAAGUAGAAAGUGUAGCCCAUCAGAAAACAGUCCGUGGUACAAAUGUUUUCAACAAAGCUCUGGCUUGUUGAACAUGGAGAGAAAUAUACAGCCGAAUAUAAUGAGUGAAACAUAUUUGGAAAAUGGACAGACCAAUGAAAUGGUACAAUUAACAAAAGCAAGUACUCACAUCACAAAUUUAGCUCAGGAAGCAGUUCAAGGUACCUUAGAGGGAGAUGCACUGAGUAAUUCCAGAAUGACCAGCUCUCAUGAGAAGAAUGAAGAAAUGGCAAAGAAUAUCACAACCCAUGACAAAGAGAGUUCAAAUUCAGCAUAUUCACAUAAACCAGAAGACAAAGAGACUGUUUUAAAAAUCAAAGAAAAUAGAGAGGAAAAUAUCACUUUACAGUCAGGAGCAGAACCGAUGAAAGCAAUGUCUGCAAUUGAUGCAUCCCAGGCACAUCCAGAUGAAAGAGUACUAACUGCAGACAGUGGUGACACUUCAGAAGGAAAGGCAAAAGAAAUAAAGGAGAGAAUGGCAUUCUCAGCUGUACAAUUAAUACCACACACCCAGACAGGUAACAUAACUAACAAACUGGGUGCUACUAAUAUAAAAAUGGGUCAAGAAUUAAUACAAAAUGCUGGACUAAUGAAUGGUAUGAACAAUAUUGACUUCAAUAAAUGCAGGAAUGAAUUAACAAUCAACAACACAAUUGAAGGUGAACCUGAAGAAUUAACGAAGAUACAACAGGAUUCUACUGAGAGACUAAAGGAGAUACCAGAGGAGUCUGUACAGAUUCCUGGAGGAGAAAGUAAAGACUCGCCUCUGGUAACACAUGAAAAUGUUUCUGAAUAUAGUCCUUCAAUCCACAGAGCUGAUGAGGAAAAUGCUUCAAUAAUAGUGGAAUCACAUGAGAAAAAUAUCAGUACAGUACCGUUAUUGCCAGAGGACACUGACACUGCACUGGUACACCCUGUUAAAGAUAUAAUAAACCAGGAGGGAGGAACUGGCCUCUUAAAUCUUAUCACAUCAGGAUAUGAAACCGGCAUCACAGAAUCCACACAUAAAACAAUUGAAAUCAAUGUGAGUGAUCAUCCAGUAAGAGAACCAGAUCCUGCAAAAGAAAUAGGGCAGGGAUCUGAGCUCAGAAACUUUGUAGAUGCUGCAAAAUAUUCCUUGUCAAAAGCACCUUUGGAAAUAAUUAGAACAGACAAUGAAAACUUUGAACCCAUGGCCCAGGAACCUUCUGGAAGAGCAGCAGAGCAGUGUAAUAUUACUGAUCAAAUACAGAGUGCUGGUGUAUUAAAGACUAAAUCUGCCACUUCAACCCAAUCAAAUGUUUCCCAGGAAAGUGCAAUGUCUGAUUUUAAGACAGGUGUAACAACUCCAGAAGCAACCAGUUUCCAGCCAGAUUCUGUCCAGUCUGAAGUAAGCCAGUACAGUUUGUCAGCUGACCAAGCAGACUCCAUGAACCAAAACACAACAUUGAAAGAAGAUGGAACUGAAACACUUUCUGAAAUGCAGACAAGCUCCAAUAGCUUGGUGUCUGAUUCAGUUAGAUCCCUGAAAGAAAUGACAAAAAGAAAAAUACAGAAAAUUCAGCUUUCAUCUGAGGAUGGGUUUAAAAUCAUUCAGGGACCUGAUGCUGUACAAUUGCCACCAUCAGACUCAGGAACAGCUUGUAAGGGUGACAUGGCCCUACCAUCAGAAGCAAACUCUGCUGUAGAUCCAGUGUCUUUCACAGAGCCAGUGACACCAGGUGCCCAAACGAGUAGCAUUGGAAGCAAAGAGAAUGUCAUUACUGCUGAAACAGGACCAGAUUUCAUUGACAAUAUGAGGCUAAUGGAUAAGGCUAAAGGUAUUGACUUAAAUCAGAGCACAAUUCCUUUCACAAUGAACAAUUCAAUUAACCAAGAAGCUGGAAAAUUAAGGAAGACACUCGAUGUUAAGGAUGAGAGACUAAAGGUGGUGGUAGACUCAGACGUACCAGACGAGUCUGAAAGUAAUUCUGUAGAGAUCCCUGGAGGAGAGAGUAAAGACUCGCCUCUGGUAACACAUGAAAAUGUUUCUGAAUAUGGUCCUUCAAUCCACAGAGCUGAUGAGAAAAGUGUUUCAAUAAUGAUGGAAUCACAUGAGAAAAAUAUCAGUACAGUACCGUUAUUGCCAGAGGACACUGACACUGCACUGGUACACCCUGUUAAAGAUAUAAUAAACCAGGAGGGAGGAACAGGCCUCUUAAAUCUUACCACAACAGGAUAUGAAACCGGCAUCACAGAAUCCACACAUAAAACAAUUGAAAUCAAUAUGAGUGAUCAUCAAGUAAGUGAACCGGAUCCUGCAAAAGAUUCCUUGACAGAAGCACCUUUUGAAAUAUUUAGAACAGACAACCAAGUCUCUGUACCCAUGGCCCAGGAACCUUCUGCAGGAAAAAUAGAUCAGGGUGAAUUUGCUGAUCCACUACCGAGCAUUUCUGCUUUGUUUAAAGCUACAUCUGUCACCAAAACUGAAUCACAUGGUGUUCCAGAACUUUUAAUGUCUGACUUUGAGAAAAGUAAAUCCAGUCAGUCUGUUAAUCCAAGUUAUUUCAUUAAUGCAAGUUUGAAAACUGUGGAGGAGGACGAUACAAAAAUUUCUGAUGCACAGACCAUUGUGGAUAACUUGUUUGAGGGCAUACAAAAUGGUCAAGUGACAAAAGGCAUAGAAAUAAUUGACAAUCAUCUGAAUAAUGAGAAAGAAAUGGACCCGGAAUUUUUAGAACAGGAAGCAUUGAUCCCAGACCCAUCACUCAGCCACAGCUUUAGGAGUUGGAAAUAUUUUGGGUUUGGUUUACCACCAAUAUAUGAAGAACAGGAGUUAGAAAAUGAAGCAGCAGUAGAUGUGUACGGUAUCACCCAUUCACAAACUUUGAUAACACACCACAAUUCUAAUGACCCCAUUACAUCUGUACCUGAACGUACUACAGCAGUGUCUUCGCCCUUUGUGCAAAGACAAAACAUAGUUCAAGAGGCUGAGGAAGAGGAACAAAAUCCAACCAGUCCUGUUCCUGCAGUAGAAGUGAGCACAAGCCCCUCCGAUGACAACUUGAACAAAUCUACUGCAAUGUCUCAGGAGAUGAAUGAAAAUCAAGAACUCUCUUCACAGUUUCAGACAGAAACAUGUGUGUUUGAUUCAAAAACAUCCCAUGGUCCUAGGUCUUCUGCAGCAGAAGGUAGUGUAUUCUACAGAUAUUUUCAGUCAUCUAAGAAUUUCUUAGCAAAUAUUGAAGAAGCAUCACUAGCAAGUACUUGUGAAAUAUUGACUGAUUCGCAACAUAAACUAAAUCAAGACUCCAAGCUGUUAAAAUGUUCAUCAGAUUCAAAGGAUCUUGUUGGGAACAAAAGUUUGAAAAUCAACCCAAGACCAGGGAAGGUGGUUAUUUAUGAUAAAUUAAACUUUCAUGGAAAUAAACAUGAAAUCUUCACCGAUGUGCCUGAUGCGACAAGCUGGACUUUUUCUGAAGGAGUCACAUUAAGGGUUGUCAGAGGAUGUUGGAUAUUGUAUGAAAAACCUGAAUUUCAAGGCCAAACAUAUGUACUGGAAGAGGGACACAGAGAGUUAGAUGAACUCUGGGUUGACAAGAGCUUGCAACCCACUGCUGUAAAAAUUGUGAUUGGUUCCAUAAAAAGGAUUGUAAAGAAUCACUGCAUUCCAGAGAUUGCAAUCUUCCAAGAAACUCAGCAAAAUGAGAUUAAAAUGUACCUGCACAGUGAAGUCACCUGCUUAGAGGAAUUUGGAAUAACACCCACUGUAUCGUCUAUUGUUAUCAAUUCAGGAAUUUGGCUUGCUUAUUAUAAGCCAAAUUUUGAUGGUCACUAUGCUCUGCUAGAAGCCAGUGAUAGUUCAGCUCCGCCAUCAACUGAAGUAAUGUCGAACAAUGUCAAGUCAUUGCGGCCUCUGGAAAUGGGUGGAUUGAAAGUGGAAAGGCCUUUGGCUCCAAAGGUUAUCAUAUUUGAAAAAUCAUUCUUUAAUGGACAUUCCAAGGAAAUUUGCAAAGAUGCAUCAAAUUUGAAAACAUUUUGGGAGGAUGUUCCUGACCUAAAUGUUAAUGACAUUAAAGGAGUAGGUUCAAUACGAGUGCUUGGUGGAGUGUGGGUUUGUUAUGAAAAAGAAUGUUACAGUGGACACCAGUACCUACUGGAGGAAGGAGAGUAUGAGGACUGGCAGGCGUGGGGUGGAUUUGACAGUACAGUACAAUCCAUGCGAUAUAUUCAGGCAGAUUAUAUGAAGCCUGAAAUCACUUUAUUUGUGGAAGCAAAUUUAAAGGGUGACAAUACUGUUUUUGUUAAUCAUGAUAUUCCAAACUUGGAAAAUAUAGGACAUGGAACUGUGACUCAAUCAAUUGAAGUAAAAAAUGGAGUAUGGGUGGUGUAUCAUGAAGAACAUUACUGUGGAGAGCAGUACAUUCUAGAAAAGGGAGUGUAUAGAAACUACACUGACUGGGGAGGAAAUGACAGCUGUAUCAUGUCAUUACGCCCAAUACAACUGGAACCUGUUGGAGGGAAGGAAGUGCAGUUUCAGCUCCAAGCAUACAAUGGAGUGGACUUUCAGGGAGAAAGUGUUGAAUUUGUAACUGAAAUACCCAGUUUACCAAAUUUACAACUAAAUUCAUUUAAAGUUCUUCGAGGAUGCUGGGUCUUGUAUGAUGGAAAAGAGUACAGGGGCCACCAAUACGUGUUGGAGGAAGGACACUACCCAGACCUUGAAUCUUUGGGAUAUCUGUCAGCCAAACCAAUUCAAUCUCUGAAGCCCAUCAGAAAUGAUUUUUCUAUGCCUUCCAUCAGCUUAUUUAGCCUUUAUUCAUUUGAAGGUCAAGAGCUGAUUCUUACAGGAGGCAUUAAUUACUGGAAGGACAAAGGUUUUUACCAAAUGCCAAAAUCAGUCAAGGUGAACAGUGGAAUAUGGAUAGCCUAUGACCAUGCCAACUUAAGAGGAAGACAGUUUCUCUUAGAAUGCACUGAAAUUACUGAUUGGAAUGAAUUCAGUGAAGGAAGGGCAAUUGGUUCAAUUCGUCCACUUGAACACCCAAGAGUCUACUUCCAAAUCAAAAACAAAGCCACUGGAGGGUUUAUCACCGUCGUUGGAGAUUCUGAAGACCCAAGGGGAUCUAGAUUAUCUGUCUGUCCUUACAAUGGUAAACCUACACAGAUGUGGUUUUAUUGUAAUGGGCUUAUUCAAUCCAAGGCGAACUAUGCGUGCAUAGAUGCCAUUGGUAGUCAAGGAAAGGCUGGAACCAAAGUAAGUCUUUGGACAGAGCAUAGCCGCACUCAUCAGAAAUGGAACAUUAAUAGAGAUGGAACAAUUUCUUCUUUUCUAGAUUUUAAUCUGCGACUAGAUAUUAAAGGUGGUGAUUUCUAUGACAAGCACAACAUCAUCUUAAACUCGCCGGAGGAACAACGACAGACACAGUUCUGGGAUAUUGAAGUGAUUCGAUGAGAAAAACAAAAAGAAAGGAAAAAUCUGAAAUGUCAAUUCUGGGCCAACCUAUGAAAACUGAUAACAAUCAUAUUUACAUAUGUUUGUUCCUCAAUAAGAAUCUAGCAGUUAGGAAUUAGAAUUUCAGUCAAUGAAAAACAUAUGAAGGUCUGUUAUUCACCAUGUUGCAACUUGCCAUAUCUAUCCAGCAGGAGGUUUCAUGAUUGUUCCCACGAGUUUAGUGUAAUUUAGAACUUCAUUACUUUGAAACACUUUAAAUAAAGCCAGUGCAACCAAAGUGCUGAAACAAAUGGAAUAAAUUUAAAAAUACACAACUCAAUGUGUGAGCACUAAAAAAUAUUUCACUAUUUUGAAAGAUGUAACCAUGCACACUUGUUUGUUUUAAUAUUAACACAAUCACAACUUCAAAUAUUGAACCUUAUAACU